Molecule: messenger RNA, 1107 nt
Organism: Spirodela intermedia
Lineage: Eukaryota; Viridiplantae; Streptophyta; Magnoliopsida; Alismatales; Araceae
Source: the annotation of a GenBank genome assembly
AUGGGCGGUGACUCUGGUGGUCCAAGCGGCGGCGACCUUUCUUCAGGAGAAAGUCAACGCUCCUGGAGCGAUACCCUGGGGGGUUUGACUCAGCGAGCGUCGGUGUACGGCGUGGCGGUGGGGUACUGCAUCUCGGGCUCGCUGCUGUCGAUCAUCAACAAAUGGGCGGUCAUGAAGUUCCCCUACCCGGGGGCGUUGACCGCCCUGCAGUACUUCACCAGCGCUGCCGGCGUCCUCCUCUGCGGGUGGCUCGGGGUGGUGGAGCACGACCGGUUGAAUCUCCACACAAUGUGGAGGUUCCUCCCUGCCGCCGCCAUGUUCUACCUCUCGCUCUUCACCAACAGCGAGCUGCUCCUCCACGCCAAUGUGGACACCUUCAUUGUGUUCCGGUCGGCAGUGCCGCUGCUGGUGGCGGUGGGGGAGACACUAUUCCUGGGGCAGCCGUGGCCGUCCCUGCGGACGUGGCUCUCCUUGGCGACCAUCUUCGGCGGCGGCAUGAUCUACGUGGUCACUGACUACCACUUCACCGUGACGGCGUACAGCUGGGCAGCAGCGUACCUGGCCAGCAUGGCCGUUGACUUCGUCUACAUCAAGCACGUGGUGAUGACCAUCGGGCUGAACACUUGGGGCCUGGUCCUGUACAACAACCUGGAGGCGCUGCUACUGUUCCCCGUGGAGCUGCUCCUGAUGGGGGAGCUGAAAAAGAUGGAGCAAGCCGAGCCGGCGGCGUGGCGCUCGUCUGUGGUGGUGGUGCCGGUGGGGCUCUCCUGCGUCUUUGGACUGGCCAUCUCCUUCUUUGGCUUCUCCUGCCGCCGCGCCAUCUCCGCCACCGGCUUCACCGUCCUCGGCGUGGUCAACAAGCUCCUCACGGUGGCGAUUAACCUGCUCGUCUGGGACAAGCACUCCUCCUUCGUCGGCACUGUCAGUCUCCUGGUCUGCAUGUUCGGAGGAAUUCUCUACCAGCAGUCCGCCGCCACCAAGCCCAAAGCUUCUGGCGCCGCCGCCGCUGCACCGCCGCCAACGGACGAGGAGCAGCAGCGGCUUCUGGAGAUGACAGAUGCUGGUGGCGGGAAGGCCCCUUCGGCUCCCCUCGACGGCGCCAAGUGA